GCGCCCUGGCCACGCGGACGGCGCGAUGGCGGCGGCUGCCGCCGAGACCCCCGAAGUCCUUCGGGAAUGCGGUUGCAAGGGCAUCCGGACCUGUCUGAUCUGCGAGCGGCAGCGCGGCGGUGACCCGCCCUGGGAGCUGCCCCCAGCGAAAACAUACCGUUUCAUUUACUGCUCCGACACCGGCUGGGCCGUGGGCGCAGAGGAGUCUGACUUUGAGGGCUGGGCCUUCCCCUUCCCAGGAGUGAUGCUGAUCGAGGACUUUGUGACCCGGGAGGAAGAAGCCGAGUUGGUGCGGCUCAUGGACCGUGACCCCUGGAAGCUCUCCCAGUCUGGACGGAGGAAGCAGGACUAUGGCCCCAAAGUCAACUUUCGGAAACAGAAGCUAAAGACCGAGGGCUUCUGCGGCCUCCCCAGCUUCAGCCGGGAGGUGGUGCGGAGGAUGGGCCUCUACCCGGGGCUUGAGGGCUUCCGGCCCGUCGAGCAGUGCAACCUGGACUACUGCCCCGAGCGGGGCUCUGCCAUCGACCCCCACCUGGACGACGCCUGGCUGUGGGGGGAGCGGCUGGUCAGCCUCAACCUCCUGUCCCCCACCGUGCUGUCCAUGUGUCGGGAGGCGCCCGGGAGCCUGCUCCUCUGCUCGGCCCCGUCAGCUGCCCCGGAGGCCUUGGUGGACAGCGUGAUAGCACCCAGCCGGUCGGUGCUAUGCCAGGAGGUGGAGGUGGCCAUCCCCUUACCCGCCCGCUCCCUGCUGGUCCUCACCGGGGCAGCACGGCACCAGUGGAAGCAUGCCAUCCACCGCAGACACAUCGAGGCCCGCCGCGUCUGCGUCACUUUCCGGGAGCUGUCGGCUGAGUUUGGCCCUGGAGGGAGGCAGCAAGAGCUGGGCCAGGAACUGCUGCAGAUCGCCCUCUCCUUCCAGGGAAGACCCGUGUGAACCGCCUCCUUGGCUCCAGACUUGACUGAUCCCGGGAUUGAAAUGAGGAGCACAGAACAGGGCCUCCUGCAACUCACGGGGUUUCAAGAGAAGAUGGCUGACCCCUGAUGCUGUGAGCAGUGUGAACCCUGCCCAGGAGCAGGUUUUGAUGGGAACGUACCUCCAGGCAGCCCCCUUCCACCUGGACCGUGGCCACACUUUUUUGGUUAUUUAGUUUGUCACAGUCUUGGGGACAUGGGAUCAUUUGAGCUUAAAAAAUACUGGGGGCCGGGCACAGUGGCUCACGCCUGUAAUCCUAACACUUUGGGAGGCUGAGGUGGGCAGAUCACUUGAUGCCAGGAGUUCGAGACCAGCCUGGCCAACACGGUGAAAACCCGUCUCUACAAAAACUACAAAAAUUAGCCGGGUGUGGUGACUCGCACCUGUAAUCCCAGCUACUCGGGAGGCUAAGGUGGGAGAAUUGCUUGAACCUGGGAGGCGGAGGUUGCAGUGAGCCAAGAUCACGCCACUGCACUCCAGCCUCGGUGACAGAGCAAGACUGUUUUGAAAAAAAAAAAAAAAAUGGGAACAUUUUAAAUGAUUUUCACCUUUA
Messenger RNA from Pan troglodytes (chimpanzee), 1526 nucleotides. It is a transcript of the gene ALKBH4, whose product is annotated as alkB homolog 4, lysine demethylase. The transcript has 3 exons. Gene Ontology annotation, molecular function: oxidoreductase activity; demethylase activity; actin binding. The coding region runs from base 26 to 934 and encodes 302 amino acids. Gene Ontology annotation, biological process: protein demethylation; actomyosin structure organization. NCBI's taxonomy places the organism in Eukaryota, Metazoa, Chordata, Mammalia, Primates, Hominidae. Gene Ontology annotation, cellular component: midbody; contractile ring. The record is from RefSeq and is a predicted model, not a curated record.